CCAAAUUCCUUCAUCUGUCGCCCCCAGGCCACGGCCUGCACUGACGACACAAAAUAUGACAAUACAGGCAUGAAAUUCUUCAUUGACUGCAUGAUCAAUUAACAGCCACGCCAACACUGGAGUAGGUUGCAAGUGUAUUUGUUUUGUCACAAGGCUGGAUAUAUACAGUGGUAUUCUGCCAGUUGUAACACUGUGAUGACCAACUUGGCUGGAGCUGGUGUAUAAAUGGAUAUACACAAUGUGCUAUAAUGGAUAUGUACAGUGGUAUUCUGCCAGUUGUCACAUUCUGAUGACCAGCAUGGCUAGAGCUGGAGUAUAAAUGGAUAUACACCACGUGCUAUAAUGGAUAUAUACUCACCAACUAACUGAGUUUAACCAAGAAGGGAAGGGGAAGUUGGUGUGACGGGAAGCUGAAGUCUGAGAGAGCAGGUCAAAGGUCAUGUCUUCCAAGAGCAGCAGCAGCACACUCGUGCAGUACCGGAACCUCGGCAAGUCUGGGCUGCGAGUUUCCAACAUAGGAUUUGGAACAUGGGUAACGUUUGGAGGCCAGGUUUCAGAAGAGGUGGCUGAAGAGCUCCUCACCCUGGCCUACGAAAGUGGAAUCAACUUGUUUGACACAGCAGAGGUUUACGCCGCGGGCAAGGAAGACGAGAAGGUGUUCUGUCGGGCCGAGAACACGCUGGGGAAUAUUCUCAAGAAGAAGAGCUGGAGGAGAUCGAGUUACAUUCUGUCCACGAAGAUCUACUGGGGAGGGAAGGCCGAGACAGAGAAAGGACUUUCCCGGAAACAUAUCGUUGAAGGUCUGAAGGGGUCGCUGGAGAGGUUGCAGCAGGACUAUGUGGACAUCGUCUUCGCCAACAAGCCGGACUCACACACACCAAUGGAAGAGGUGGUGCGUGCUUUCACCCAUGUCAUCAACCACGGCUGGGCCAUGUACUGGGGGACAUCCCGCUGGAGCCCCAUGGAGAUCAUGGAGGCGUACUCAGUGGCGAGGCAGUUCAACCUGAUUCCUCCGGUAGCGGAGCAGGCAGAGUACCAUCUGUUCCAGCGGGAGAAGGUGGAAAUACAGAUGCCAGAACUAUACCAUAAAAUAGGUAUCGGGACAGUCACGUGGUCCCCUCUUGCCAGUGGGAUCCUCACGGGGAAGUACGAUGACGGUGUUCCCAUCUACUCCAGGGCUGCCCUCAAGGGCUACAGCUGGUUGAAGGAUAAAGUGCUAAGCGAAGAUGGACGACGACAGCAGGCCAAAUUGAGAGAGGUGGCGGUGAUUGCUGACAGACUAGGCUGUUCUAUAGCACAGCUCGCCAUAGCGUGGUGUGUUAAGAGUGAGAAUGUUCACUGUGUCCUCCUUGGAGCUUCCAAUGUUGAUCAGCUGUACGAGGACAUCCAGGCCCUGCAGCCUGGAGUGCGAACAUGACAUACAAGAGACAGUUGUAUGAAAUGUACAGGUAUGUGUCCAAGCUGACACCGGCUAUUCUUAGCGAGAUGGAUAAGCUGCUUGGGAAUAAGCCCGUGUACAAGCGAGAAACAUACAGGUGAACAAUACCACUUUUCACUGGUUCUCUACCGCAUGUUGUUACGCCCACCUGCCACGCCCACCUGCCCCGCCCCUGGUGGCUGCAGGUGCCCCUGGCUGACUGCAUGGAGUAUAGCCAGACACUUGUUGGACUACAUUAUCCGUUUUUUAGAGCGUCCAUCACAUUGACAUUUCCCUUGGGAAAAGUAAUCCACUUCUAACCCACAUUGUUACAAGACGAUUUGGAAUCACAGAACUUUAAUGUCACAUGGACGCUGAAGUCGAUGACACUAGUUGUGGCUUAAUCCAAGUUGAAGAUAGACAGCGACUGCAGUAGCUAUGAUUCACUAUUUCAGAGAUGACCUCUGGUUAGCUGCGGCCAUGAUGAAGCUUGUUCUUGCCUUUAUGUUUCUCCUCGAGUAGGUUCCGAUCGCCUCCGUGGCUGCGUGCACACUCUUCGAGUAGGUUCGAUCGCCUCCGUGACUGCGCGCACACUCCUCGAGUAGGUUCCGAUCGCCUCCGUGGCUGCACGCACAUGUAUAUUACUGCCAUUCUUCACAAUCAGGGUGUUCCUAUGCAACAUAUUACUGCCCAAUACUUGUGUGCUGUCAUUCAGUAGGUAGAUGAGAGUGAGGUUCGGAGGGGGAAUUAAGCACCUUCAGCAGGUGCCCUGGCAAGCUCAACAGCUGAUUCAGUGUUUCUCUCACCUUAAAGACUUCCAACCCUGUUUAUUUAAGUACGAUUAAGAGAUAUUACAAUGUACCCACAUGUUUAUCUGAAAAGUAGCUGAUUCAGGUGUACAUGAUGUGGAAGGGAAAAUCUUUCAGCCUGUCCAGGAUACCUUGGUAUUGAGUAACGUAGAGGUGACUUAAUGGAUGGGGUGGUCUGACUUGUUGACUUGGUUGUCAAUUCCGCUUGUCCCGAAUACCUUGGUAUUGAGUAUCUUAGAGGUGACUUAAUGGAUGGGGUGGUCUGACUUGUUGACUUGGUUGUCAAUUCCGCUUGUCCCGAAUACCUUGGUAUUGAGUAACUUAGAGGUGACUUAAUGGAUGGGGUGGUCUGACUUGGUGACUUGGUUGUCAAUUCCGCUUGUCCCGGAUACCUUGGCAUUGAGUAUCUCAGUCAGCAUGAAUAAAACUACUUCUGAGGUCUCUAUUGGAUGAGGCUACAGAGUAAAUACAAGACAUUUGGCAUAAAUGGUCCCAAUGUUUCGAGGGAUGAGUUUUAGUGACCAAGAUGUUGAACUCUGAGAAUAUGUAUUUGAUAUGUGGAGUUUUUUUAGAAGAUCCAGUAUACCAAUUGUUUUUUUAAAGUACAGUCAACUACGGUUAUAAUGAACUGAAAGGGACCACUAAUUUUAGUUCGUUAUAACCUUAGUUCAUUAUAAGCAUAUAUACAGCAAAUGCCCAGGACCAAAAUAACACUAUGUCAGUUCAUUAGAAGCGUGUUCGUUAUAACCAUAGUUUACUGUAUCAUCCUACAAUUGGUACCAAAGUCAAUGUGAGAGAAAUACUCAAUCAGUUUUCAGCCGAUUUCCCGACAACAUCUCAUACGUCAGCGACCAGACACACAUCCUUGUAUGGUCUUAGGACAAGAGCGUGGUGAUUCUCAUGCUAGUACUCAAUGCACUCGGGAACACAUUUACAAAGACAAGAACUCAAAUGGCAUAUACCAAAAUAUCUAAUAUUUUUAAACACCUAUUUUGAUAAUGUUCACCUUUCAUUCCAAAUGGCAGAUGUAGCAUGUAGUUACUCUCCUCAUAUCUAAUGGCACGACCUCGACAUCAUUGUGAGGUACAUUUGUAACAUUUGAUUUAUUCACUGUCACGUUAAUGACUUCUAAUCAUGAAGACCAAAAUAUGUGGUAUACCUAAAAAAUGCAUUUUUCAAUUACUCAAAUCUCAACAUAAAAGUAAAUACAUUGAUGACAGUACAAUUUUCAAUUAAUCCACCUUAACAUAGAUUAUUUGGGAGAAUCUGUAUUAGAAUAAACUUUACUGUAAUUUCUAUGGCUAAAACUUAAUUUUGAUCAAGACUGUAUUCCUUGUUUAUCAAGUGGAUUGACUUUCACAUCCCUGUAUGAUGUAUUGACAAGCUAUUGGUGUCUUAUUUGUUUGUUAAUAUGUAUGUUUAUACUUGUAGGAAUGCCUUGCAUUAUCCGCGCUGUAGGCUGUGAUACUUACUAUUUGAUUAUAUUUACAUUUUUAUAAUUUGUUUAUGGCCACAUUUAUGAUACAUCAAUCCUGUAAUUCAGGUAUGGGCACCUUGUUUUGACAUGCCUGCUUUAAUGUGCCAUAGUUUGCACUGUCAAGAAAAAGAGGUUGCAGAGAAUGGCAAGCUAAAAUGUAUGCCUACAUACAGGGCUAAAACUAAAACAAGAAUUCUCAAAUUCACAGUGGAAAUAUGUGUCUUAAUAGAUUAUAACUUAUAGGUUAUAACUUAUAUUUACCUGCAACAAAAUAAAGUACCUCGCAGAAGAAUCAGUGACAGUUUGUAAAUAUCCCAAACACUAGCUGGGAUCAUCCUCCCCACCCCACCCCUCCUGGGUUGGCAUUACCCCCCCCCCCUGGACUGGCAUUAUCUCCCCUGUGUGAGGGUUAUCUCCCUUAGGACUGGUAUGAUGUCCUCCCGGGUUGGCAUUAUCUCCCCCUGGACUGGCAUUAUCUCCCCUGUGUGAGGGUUAUCUCCCUUAGCACUGGCAUUAUGUCCCCCUGGGUUGGCAUUAUCUCCCCCUGGACUGGCAUUAUCUCCCCUGUGUGAGGGUUAUCUCCCCUGUGUGAGGGUUAUCUCCCUUAGGAGUGGCAUGAUGUCCCCCUGGGUUGGCAUUAUCUCCCCCUGGACUGGCAUUAUCUCCCCUGUGUGAGGGUUAUCUCCCCUGUGUGAGGGUUAUCUCCCUUAGGAGUGGCAUUAUGUCCCCCUGGGUUGGCAUUAUCUCCCCCUGGACUGGCAUUAUCUCCCCUGUGUGAGGGUUAUCUCCCUUAGGACUGGCAUGUCCCCCCGGAUUUACAUUAUCUCCCUUUGUGUUGGCGUUAUCGCCCCCUAGGUUGGCAUUAUCUCCCUUGACAUGGCAUUAUCUCCCCUGACAUGGCAUUAUCUCCCCUGACAUGGCAUUAUCUCCCCAAAGCUCCUCAAAUUCGUGGAGCUCUCUAUACUAUCGUUGCCACCAGUCAAAACUGCCCACCAUGAUAGGUGGCUACAACCAUCCUUGGAGUUGAACUCACAGCUGACUGACUGACACAUGAUGACUGCCACGACGUGGACUACUCUUUCCCCUGCUUAAUUCUUUAUCUUUGCGUGUUAAUUUAAAUUUCUGUUUCAUUACAACUAUCAUGUAAUUGACAUAGUAAUAAUAUAAGGGGGAAGUUGGUUGAUUUUCUGUUAGUCUGCAAUCUCGAUCCAAUCUGAUCAAACAAACAAAAAGGUAAAUUCAACUGGGAAAUAUUGUCAGCUGUAUACCUUUUCAAAAUUAACUGUGCUGGCAAUCCCAAAGACAAAAACAAAAGUAUAAACAUCACUACAUUUGGGGUUAAAGGGGAAAUUUCAAGAUUCUUGUAAUGGCUGCGCUCACACUGGUGGUAGCGAUGUUACCGAGAGUGUAACGAAGGUGUCACACUUGGAAGGAACUUGUAUCUCCCCCUGGGCAAGCAUUAUCUCCCCUUUGGUUGGCAUUAUCUCCCCUGAUUAGGUAUUAUCUCCUCCUGGAUUGGCAUUAUCUCCCCUUUGGCUAGCAUUAUCUCCCUUUGGGUUGGCACUAUCUCCCCUGAGUUGGCAUGAUCUCCCCUGGGCUGGCAUUAUCUCCCCUGAGUUGGCAUUAUCUCCCCCUGGGCUGGCAUUAUCUCCCCCUGGGCUGGCAUUAUCUCCCCUGGGCUGGCAUUAUCUCCCCUGGAUUGGCAUUAUCUCCCCUUGGGUUGGCAUUAUCUCCCCUGAGUUGGCAUUAUCUCCCCUGGUUUGGCAUUAUCUUCCCCUGGGUGGCAAUCCCAUCCUUGUGUAUUGCAACAUACUGAACUACACACUUGCCACCAGUCACAUUUUCACGUAUGUUGAAUGUCAGUAUGAGACUGUCAACAGCCCAGACUCACUUCCCCAGAUAGUUCAGGACUAUCGACAGUCCAGACUCACUUCCCAGGAUAGUUCAGGACUAUCAACAGUCCAGACUCACUUCCCAGGAUAGUUCAGGACUAUCAACAGCCCAGACUCACUUCCCAGGAUAGUUCAGGACUAUCUACAGUCCAGACUCACUUCCCAGGAUAGUUCAGGACUAUCAACAGCCCAGACUCACUUCCCAGGAUAGUUCAGGACUAUCAACAGCCCAGACCUACUUCCCAGGAUAGUUCAGGACUCACUUCCCCAGAUAGUUCAGGACCAUCUUCCUGAGGCAAGGGGGGUUAACUGACUUUAAAAAUAACCAGCCACCAAUGGUUAUUACGAGUUAUGUCCCAUCUCAGCCUCUCCUGUGGACCAAUCAGAUUCCACCUCUCGU
Haliotis rufescens (red abalone) is the source of this 5995-nucleotide messenger RNA. Its product is annotated as voltage-gated potassium channel subunit beta-2-like. The coding region runs from base 440 to 1417 and encodes 325 amino acids. Gene Ontology annotation, cellular component: membrane; cytoplasm; voltage-gated potassium channel complex. NCBI's taxonomy places the organism in Eukaryota, Metazoa, Mollusca, Gastropoda, Lepetellida, Haliotidae. The transcript has 17 exons. Gene Ontology annotation, biological process: potassium ion transport; regulation of potassium ion transmembrane transport; transmembrane transport. The record is from RefSeq and is a predicted model, not a curated record. Gene Ontology annotation, molecular function: voltage-gated potassium channel activity; transmembrane transporter binding; potassium channel regulator activity.